Messenger RNA from Trichosurus vulpecula (common brushtail), 2867 nucleotides. It is a transcript of the gene NTM, whose product is annotated as neurotrimin. Lineage: Eukaryota; Metazoa; Chordata; Mammalia; Diprotodontia; Phalangeridae. The record is from RefSeq and is a predicted model, not a curated record. The transcript has 10 exons. Gene Ontology annotation, cellular component: neuron projection. Bases 192 to 1295 code for a protein of 367 amino acids.
AGAGUAUGAGUAGAGAUAAUUACUGAGAAGUCACACUCUCUCACUCCCUCGGCUUUUCUUGUGUCCUUCAGCAAAACACUGGAUUUAAAUCUCCUUCCACGAGCUUGAGAGCAACGCAAUCUGUCAGGAAAGAAAGGAAGAAAAAACCGAACCUGACAAAAAAGAAAAAAAAAAGAGGGAGGGAAACCAACAUGAAAACCAUCCAGGCAAAAAUGCACAAUUCUAUCUCUUGGGCAAUCUUCACUGGGCUGGCCGCUCUGUUUCUCUUUCAAGGAGUGCCAGUGCGCAGCGGAGAUGCCACCUUCCCCAAAGCUAUGGACAACGUGACGGUCAGGCAAGGGGAGAGCGCCACUCUCAGGUGCACAGUGGACAACCGAGUCACCCGGGUGGCCUGGCUGAACCGCAGCACAAUCCUCUAUGCUGGGAAUGACAAGUGGUGCCUAGAUCCCCGGGUGGUCCUCCUGACCAACACCAAAACCCAGUACAGCAUUGAGAUCCAGAAUGUGGACGUGUAUGACGAAGGCCCGUACACCUGCUCUGUGCAGACAGACAACCACCCAAAGACUUCACGAGUCCACCUCAUCGUUCAAGUAUCUCCAAAAAUCAUAGAGAUUUCUUCAGAUAUUUCCAUCAAUGAAGGCAGCAAUAUCAGUCUCACCUGCAUAGCAACUGGUAGACCAGAACCCACAGUUACCUGGAGACACAUCUCUCCCACCGCUGUUGGCUUCAUGAGUGAAGAUGAGUACCUGGAAAUUCAGGGCAUUACCCGGGCACAGUCUGGAGACUAUGAGUGCAGUGCUUCCAAUGAUGUAGCAGCGCCAGUGGUGAGGAGAGUCAAAGUCACCGUGAACUAUCCACCCUACAUUUCUGAGGCUAAGAGCACAGGAGUCGCUGUGGGACAAAAGGGAACACUGCAGUGUGAAGCAUCUGCUGUCCCAUCAGCAGAAUUCCAGUGGUACAAGGAUGAUAAAAGGCUGGUUGGAGGACAGAAGCGAGUGAAGGUUGAAAACAGACCAUUCCUCUCAAAGCUCAUCUUCUUCAAUGUCUCUGAACAUGACUACGGGAACUACACCUGUGUGGCCUCCAACAACCUAGGCCACACCAAUGCCAGCAUCACAUUGUUUGAAAUUAAUGAGCCUACAAGCUCAGCUUUGUUCCAAGAAGAGAAAACUACAACCAUGACACCUUGGAAAGCUCCUGGCGCAGUCAGCGAAGUGAACAAUGGGACGUCAAGGAGAGCUGGUUGCAUUUGGCUCUUACCCCUUCUUAUCUUGCAUCUGUUGCUUAAAUUUUGAUGUGAGUGUCACUUCCCCACUGGGGAGCAGCCUCCACCACCUGCAACCACCAACUCAACAGCAGCAAAAAGAGCAUACAAGUUUUUUUUUCUUUUAAGAAUUAAAUGAAAUUAAGAUAAACCAAGCCUAAUGUGAUAAAAAAAAAUCUAAGGGAAAGGGCAACUGGGCAUGGGGAGGGAAGGAAAUUGCCUUGGAGAUAUUUAGGCACAACUGCUUCUUUUCUUUAGCCCCAAAUUAUGAGUGCAUACCUGGCUUUGGACCCACCUGCACGCUGCAUUGUGUGGCCUCUUUGUUUCCAUGGUGGGCAAAGGGUCAGCUGCUCUUCCCAUUCUGAUGUCCCCCAUCCACCACAGAAGACUUCUGAGUUGGCUGUCCUAAACUCUACUGGUAGAUCCAGAUGUGCAGACCCAGAUGUUCCUAUGGAGGACCUCUUCACAGACAUUAUGUGUGAUGAAAAAGCAAAAGAAAAAAAUCUGCAAAACAACCCAUUGACAACAAUGAUCCCGCAAAACACAACAAGAAAUAUAUUGUUACAUGUUUUUCAUUUUACUACAUGGACAUCAUGGAUAAUAAGGGAUUCUGAUUCAUUAUUAAUUUUAUUAAUUAUAUUUUCUGAUAUGAACCUAGAACUGUUAGUGCAAAAACAAAAGAAAACUUUACAAAAACAUGCAAAAAGAGGUGAAAGAGAAAGUAUGUUUAUUAAACAUUAAAGAUAAAUAGUGUUCUUAACUAGGUUUACAAGUGGUGGAGCAUAGCACCGGGCAUUAGCCGACUGGUGAGGAUUCUGCACAUCCACCAAAAAGUGAUUUAACCAACAUCUCUACCAGCGCUACAGAUUUCUCAUCCUUACUUCGGCGUUUAACGCGUACAGUAACUAUGCUAUCUACAAACUGUGUAGAAAUGGAAAGAGUGAUCUCCAUUGUAUGAUGAUUUUGUCAGCUAUGCUUCUUUUAAUGAUACAUACAUAUAUAUGCAUAUAUAUUACACAUGUAUAUGCAUAUAUAUUCACACACAUUUUUGUUAUUAGAGUACUAGUCAUUUUCUUUCUCUGCAGGGUCCUUUCUCAGACAUUACUGCAUGCUGUAUAUGGCGUUAGCUGUGUGUUGGUCUUCUAAGAGAUGAUAGAGUUUACUGGUAAUUGUGUAAUCAAUUCCUGCCUUUUUUAUUUUCUUGGGUUAUUUACAUGUCGGAGACAUUUAUAGAAAGUCAAAAAAAAGCAAACAAAUGAAAAAGAAAACUAACCAGAUGCAGCAUCUCUUUCUGGGUAUGGAUCUGUGAGGUGAAAGCCAUCACAGGUGGCAUGCUUCCUAUUACCCCCUAGUGUACUGACAAGAACCAACUGAUGGGACAAAAACAGAGAGAUAGAGAAAGAAAAAAAGUAACCACUUGCUUUAGCCCUGUGUGGGAAUGAAUCUGUUACACCCUUGUGGCCACUGGAGAAUUUAAACUCUCUUGGUUCAUUUAAUUUAAUUUUUAUUUCCCUUUUUUUGUGGAUGAAAUGGAAGAAAAUGACAUUUUUAGGUCACCUUUUUCUGGGAGCUUGGAAAGCAGAGAGGCCUCUGGGAGGGGUCC